This is a messenger RNA of Echinops telfairi (small Madagascar hedgehog), 1754 nucleotides long. RefSeq names its product dual specificity phosphatase 12 (gene DUSP12). Gene Ontology annotation, cellular component: nucleus. NCBI's taxonomy places the organism in Eukaryota, Metazoa, Chordata, Mammalia, Afrosoricida, Tenrecidae. Bases 1 to 1062 code for a protein of 353 amino acids. The record is from RefSeq and is a predicted model, not a curated record. Gene Ontology annotation, molecular function: protein tyrosine/serine/threonine phosphatase activity. The transcript is spliced from 6 exons. Gene Ontology annotation, biological process: protein dephosphorylation.
AUGGUAAGACCCACGGCCUCCAGGCCUCUGGGCGCCGCCAUGUUGGAAGCUCGGGACCGGCGCUAUGGCAGUGAGCGUGGGAGCGGGGGCGCGAGCCAGGCCGCCGCUGCCCCGCAGAUGCUGCAAGUGCGGCCCGGGGUUUACCUGGGUGGGGCGGCGGCCGUGGCGGAGCCGCAGCAGCUGAAGGAGGCCGGCAUCACAGCUGUGCUGACCGUGGACUCGGAGGAACCCGCCUUCAAGACCGGGGCGCACGGGGAGGGGAUGCGGUGCCUCUUCGUGGCGGCGCUGGACAAGCCCGAGACCGACCUGCUCAGUCACCUGGACCGCUGCGUGGCCUUCAUAGGCCAGGCCCGAGCGCAGGGUCGCUCGGUGUUGGUGCACUGCCAUUCAGGAAUUAGUCGAAGUGUCGCUGUAGUGACUGCUUUUCUGAUGAAGACUGACCAACUUACCUUUGAAAAGGCCUAUGCAGACCUUCAGACUGUCAAACCAGAGGCUAAGAUGAAUGAGGGGUUUGAGUGGCAACUGAAACUAUACCAAGCAAUGGGAUAUGAAGUGGAUACCUCUAGUGCCAUAUAUAAGCAGUAUCGUUUACAGAAGGUUACAGAGAAGUAUCCAGAAUUGCAGAGUUUACCUCAAGAACUCUUUGCUGUUGACCCAACCACCAUUUCACAAGGAUCGAAAGAUGAGGUUCUCUACAAAUGUAGAAAGUGCAGGCGUUCCUUAUUUAGAAGUUCUAGUAUUCUGGAUCAUAAUGAAGGAAUUGGUCCCAUAGCCUUUGCUCACAAGAGAACGACGCCAUCUUUCAUCCUUACAACAGGGAGUCAGGCUCAGUGUACAUCUUACUUCAUUGAACCUGUACAGUGGAUGGAAUCUACUUUGUUGGGAGUGAUGGAUGGGCAGCUUCUUUGCCCAAAAUGCACUGCCAAGUUGGGUUCCUUCAACUGGUAUGGUGAACAGUGCUCCUGUGGUAGAUGGAUAACACCUGCUUUUCAAAUACACAAGAAUAGAGUGGAUGAAAUGAAAAUGCUGCCUGUUUUGGGGUCACAGACAAGAAAAAUAUAAACUGACAUUUAAUAGUAUCAAAAGGAGCUUGCUAAUGAUAUGUGCUACCCUUGUCAUGUCUGUUGGUUUUGGUUAUCGACAUUUGGUUAUCGACAUUCAAAAUGUGAAAAGAUAAAUCACUUGGAAACUACACUUUUGUUAAUUUGUGAUAUAGAUAGAAUACUUUAUAUAGAAAUGAGAGCUUUUUAAUCAUGUACAUUUUAUUUCAUUUGAUAUCAGAAUCUUCUUUGCCCCUGUACAUACUGUUUUCUCCUAUGUUUUAAAAAGUUCAGAUUUUUGGAAUGUUAGCUAUGUGACCUUAAGGUCAAAUAGACAAAAUUAUGUAUAAAAAUUAGAAAUGCUCAUAUCUAAGUAGAGAUUCUUUUGCCUCUAGAAAUGGAAAGCAAAUUUACCAUAUUUUUGACAUUUAUUUUUCUCUUGCUCUCUUUUUAAAGGGACAUUAGAAAAUCUUAAAGUUGUCUGGAUUCUUCUUGAAAACAUUGAGAGACACCAAUAACAAUGUGUUUUCCUGGCACUGUUUAGAAUUCGAAUCAUCUAAAUUGUUUAGAAAAGCAUGCUGGUGAUAACUCUUGAAGUAAUCUACGUAAAGAAAUUAUUAAUGUGAGGUAUAUUUUUACAGAUGAUAAAGAAAGCAAUCUUAAAACACAAAAAUGACAAAUUAAUGAUUUAUGAAUUAUCGGGUUCAUGAGGGA